Microdochium trichocladiopsis is the source of this 1583-nucleotide messenger RNA. RefSeq names its product D-lactonohydrolase-like protein-like protein. The record is from RefSeq and is a predicted model, not a curated record. Bases 282 to 1529 code for a protein of 415 amino acids. NCBI's taxonomy places the organism in Eukaryota, Fungi, Ascomycota, Sordariomycetes, Xylariales, Microdochiaceae. The transcript is spliced from 4 exons.
GCUCCCGGGCAAUCACGGUAUUAGUCUCUCAGUGGCUGUGCACCUGCGUUAUCGGCCUCUGGGAUCACGCCCGCAUUGUAUGGGGAUCCCCAUACCUUUCUGACUAUCAGGGGUCGAAGCCGCAACAACGCCGCUCCUGCAUUCUGCUCACUCGAAAGCAGCAAGACAUUAAGAAUUUCCCACGGCUCAACCACGCAUGCUCAAGGAUUCUCUGGUCGCUUUAAUAGAUUCCGAUUAGGCAAGUGGGCAACGGCAUAGGGGCGUCUCGGAUUUCUGGAACAAUGGCCACGGUGACGAAUUCAAAAAUCCGGGCAGACUUGCUGCAAGUCGAGGUAUCAAAUAAUUCUGCGAGAUCCGCGCCCGCCGCAAACCCAACACCCCAUGACUCCAGAGCUUUUCCCGCAGGACACCUCGGCCUGCGGCAGUACCAACCCGCUUUCUCCAGAAUCAUCGGCGAGAAGCCUACACAGUCCCUCCUCUUCUCAACCGCAGAUACGUCGCGCAUCCGUUUCUUCCACGGCGGUUGUGUUUACGUGCACGAGCGAGAUGAGAUCUACACGAUGUCCGACCUGCUGCCCACAGCCAACUCGUCGCUGUUGCCCUCGAUCGUGAUGUCCAGAAUCUCAGUCAAGGUGCGCGGCGUCGAAGCCGAGGGAGAUCGUCAUCCAGACGCCGAGGCGAGACCACACGUCCUCUCGGCGGAGUGGGCCAAGCUGCGGCCGCCUGCGAAUAUGCCCAUGCCUGCCGGCGCCUGCGCGCAGACUGACGGCAUCCUGUUCUGCUCGCAGGGGAAUCUGACGCCCGGGACCGGCGGAGUCUAUUAUAUGCCCCUGGGCAGACAGCCCGUGGCUGUGGUCACAAAUUUCGCCGGCAGGCCGUUCAACUCGCUACAGGGUAUCACGUGCGACAAGGGCUCCGGUUUGUGGUUUACGGACUCUGACCGUGGCCAUCUGCACGGAAUCCGACCCAAGCCCGAGCUGCGGAGUCAGGUGUACCGGUAUGACACUGCUACAGGCGACCUCCGUGUUGUGGCCGACGGGCUAGGUCGCCCCUCUGCGCUUGUGCUGAGCCCAGAUGGGCAGACAAUGUACAUCACGGACGUGGAGUCGCAAGGAAUGGAUGGGACAUUUGACCAGGCAUUGUACGUGAUCCGAUGUCGCCGCCAAAUGCAUUCUGAAUAUGUACUAACGGGAUAUCUGGUCUCUUUCACAUACAGAGCCGCGACAAUAUAUGCGUACGAUGUGGUACAACGAUCUGGCGGGGUCUUUUUGGCCAACAAGCGAGUUUUCGCAUAUGCCGCAAAAGGCGUGCCAUCGGCCGUGGCUUGCGACUCGGUCGGCAACGUCUAUGCAGCGUGUGGCGACGGCGUAGAAGUAUGGAGCGCCGGCGGCUUGGCUCUUGGGCUACUCAUGGUUCCAGGUGGAUGCUCCGGUAUAUGUUUUGGACGGGACAAUGAACUGUUUGUUUGCACCGGACAGGCUCUGUGGCGAGUACAGCUCAACAAUAUCAAGGGGGAAGGAGAAGGAUAAGGGUCGUGUGUGGACAAUGACGCCGGGCCAGCAGAUAGCAACGUGGGUACCAGC